Molecule: messenger RNA, 738 nt
Organism: Hibiscus syriacus
Lineage: Eukaryota; Viridiplantae; Streptophyta; Magnoliopsida; Malvales; Malvaceae
Exons: 4
Coding region: 364-738 (124 amino acids)
Molecular function (GO): protein binding
Source: RefSeq, a predicted model, not a curated record
UUCAAGGUCUGGUUCCGGCAUGGCAAACUCAGCCAAGAAGAUCGGCACUGAGAGUAAAUAUAGAACGGUAGCAGUCGUAACAGCACCGUUUAUCGUCAUCGGAGGAAUCUUCGUUAGUUUCGGGUGGAAAUACGUGAGUGGAUAUUGGAGCAAGAGAGUCGAUCGUCGUCGGAAUUUACCGAGAUCAAUGUCCUUGGCGGCCAUCCGUGGCGGAAAUUGGCUUUAGGUAGAUUCGUUGAUUAUCGGAAUUCUCGAGCCGAGAAGUCGACGCAAAAUGUCGACGAUAUAAACCAGUUGGAGACUCUACUUCAAAAUGAACAACCCAAUUUCAAGGAAAUUCAGCAAGUUGUUGGAAGGCUUGAGAUGAGUAGAAGAGAAGAUGAAGCAAUAAAAUUGUUAAAGAAAGCAUUGAAAAGGGCACAAAAGAAGGGCAAACCAAAUGAAGCUUAUGAGAUUGGAAUGUUCGUUGCAGAAAUGUACAUCUACAAGGGAGAUGUUCAAAAGGCUUGGAAAUGCAAAUGCUUAGCAGAAGAAGGUGUUUCUGAUGCAAGACCUUCUCUUUAUAAGGCUAUUAUUUCCUUGAUGGGAAACAAAGAAGAAGAAGCUCUUCAACAUUGGAAAAACUUCAAAGAAACUCAGAACCAGACGACCCCACCGGGCUUCGAAGAAGAUGAGUUCACUGAGUUAAAAAAUGCAGUCAAUCUACUUAAACAAGACAUUGAUUCUGCAACACAGUAA